AUUUUAAUAUACACUAAUGGAAGACACAAAAGUGCAAAUAGAGACUCACUUUACGUUCAAUAAUGGGGUCAAGGUCCCCAAAGUCGGCCUAGGCAGCUACGGUAUGAAUACAGCAGAUGAGAUAUACACAGCUGUUGCCGAAUGUGGCUACAGACACAUUGACACAGCCAGCUAUUACUUCAAUGAGGAGGUUAUUGGUGAAGCACUUCAAAAGGUCUACAAGGAAACUGACAUCAAGCGCCAGGACCUCUUCAUUACUUCGAAGAUUUGGGGACAUCAGAAGAAAGAUGUCAGAGGUGCAGUCACUGAGUCGCUCGAGAAGCUCCAGACUGAUUACCUGGAUCUCUAUUUGAUCCAUUGGCCAGUGGCUUAUGAAGAAGCUGAGGACGGUACCAAAGUGCUGGCUAAGAUCCCCAACCAUGUGGUUUGGGCUGAGCUAGAGAAACUGGUUGAUGAAGGAGUGAUUAAGAGUAUCGGAGUGUCAAACUUCAAUGUACAGAGCUUACUAGAUAUGCUUGCUUACUGAAGAAUCAAGCCUGUUUGAAAUGAAGUUGAACUCCAUCCAUAUCUUGUUCAGGAUGAACUAGUCAAGUUUAUGAAAGAUAACGAGAUAGUCCCUAUUGCAUUCUGUCCACUUAUCAGAGGAGGCCAACAAGAGCGUAGAGCACCCAAGGAUGUUUUCAAGCUAGACAUAAUUCAAGAGCUUGCCACAAAAUAUGAGAAAACUGCUGGACAGAUUUUACUAAACUGGGGUCUUCAAAGAGGACAUAUCGUGAUCCCAAAAUCUUCCAAGAAAUCAAGACUUGUGGAAAACUUGGACUGUAACUCCUUUAUUUUGGAUCAAGAGGAUGUAGAUAAGUUGACAGCCCUUAAUUGCGAUUGGAGAAUUUGCACUACCAAAAACUACGAUUUCUGAUUUAACUAUGACGUUUUUGCGUAACCAACUUGCA
Moneuplotes crassus is the source of this 950-nucleotide messenger RNA. NCBI's taxonomy places the organism in Eukaryota, Ciliophora, Spirotrichea, Euplotida, Euplotidae. The record is from the annotation of a GenBank genome assembly.